GGAGGAAAUCCAGUGCCUGGUUUUGCAGCCCGGCCGGCCCCGUCCCGGCCCCGCCGUGACAUCAGGCAGCUCGGGGGGCGGUUGCGGGCUCCCGGCGCGCUGCCCCGCUCUUGCGGGGCUCUCCCGCCGCGCCUCCCGGGCUGCUCCGACCCCGCCGCGGCUUUCCCUCCUUUCCCCUCUCCUUCCCCGGCAUCCAUCCCCGCUCCCCGGGCGUCCCGGGGGCGCUGUGGCGGGGCCGGCGGCGGGGCCGGGGAUGCGGAGCCGAUGGUGAGCCGCCGGCGAGCCCCCCCGCACCAUGCCGCCGCGCCCGCCCCCGAGAAGAUGUUCGAGGGCUGCCGGCGGGCUCGGAGCCUCUGGGGCGGCGUGAGGCUGGAGGUGGCCGGGGAGAGCAGCCCCGUGGUGCUGCACAGCUUCACCCAGCUGGAUCCCGACCUGCCGCCGCUGGAGAGCUCCACACAGGAGAUUGGAGAAGAGCUGGAGGAUGGUGUGAUCUACAGCAUAUCGCUCCGGAAAGUGCAGCUCCAUCACACGGCCAACAAAGGGCAGCGAUGGCUGGGGUUUGAGAAUGAGUCGGCCCUAAACCUCUACGAGACGUGCAAGGUGCGGACGAUAAAAGCUGGGACCUUGGAGAAGCUGGUGGAGUACCUGGUCUCAGCCUUCAAGGGCAAUGACUUCACCUAUGUCACCAUCUUCCUGUGCACUUACCGGGCCUUUGCCACCACCAAGCAAGUGCUGGACCUGCUCCUUAACAGGUACGGCAAACUCCACGUGCAGGCCAAUGGGGACCAUGCCAGGCACGCUGUGGAUGAGAGGAUGGAGCUGAAGAACACCAUCUCCUCCAUCCUGGGUGCCUGGCUGGACCAGUACUCAGAGGACUUCCGCAAGCCCCCGGACUUCAGCUGCCUCAAGCAGCUCAUCUCCUACGUGCGCCACAACAUCCCCGGCUCGGACCUGGAGCGCCGAGCCCGCAUCCUUCUGGCCCAGUUCCAGCAGCAGGAGCAGAGCGAGUCUGAAGUGGAAGCCGUGGACCACAGCAGCUGCACCUUCCAGCUGGUGGAGGAGAACGGGGUCGGGGAUGGGAAGCCGGAUUUCCUCUCCUUCUCCCCAGAGAUGGUGGCAGAACAGUUCACGCUGAUGGACGCUGAGCUGUUUAAGAAAGUGGUGCCUUACCACUGCCUGGGCUGCAUCUGGUCGCAGCGAGACAAGAAGGGCAAAGAGCACCUGGCUCCCACCAUCCGUGCCACGGUCUCGCAGUUCAACAGCGUGGCCAACUGCGUCAUCGCCACCUGCCUCGGGGACCGCUCCCUGAAGCCGCAGCAGAGGGCCAAGGUGGUGGAGCGCUGGAUCGAGGUGGCUCGGGAGUGUCGUAUCCUGAAGAACUUCUCCUCCCUCCGAGCCAUCCUCUCAGCUCUGCAGUGCAAUGCUGUUCACCGGCUCAAAAAGACCUGGGAUGAGGUCCUACGAGAGAGCUUCCGCACUUUCCACGAGCUCUCCGAGAUCUUCUCUGACGAGAACAACCACUCGCUGAGCCGGGAGCUUCUCAUUAAGGAGGGCACAUCUAAAUUCGCCACCUUGGAGAUCAACCCCAAGAGGGCUCAGAAGCGGCAGCAACAGCAGCGGGAGAUGGGCGUGAUGCAGGGCACCAUUCCCUACCUUGGCACUUUCCUCACGGAUCUGGUGAUGCUGGACACUGCCAUGAAGGAUUUCCUGGAUGGUGGGCUGAUCAACUUUGAGAAGAGAAGGAAGGAGUUCGAAGUCAUUGCCCAGAUCAAGCUGCUUCAGUCAGCCUGCAACAACUACAGCUUCACACAGGAGGACCAGUUUGUGGACUGGUUCCACAGCCUGGAGCGGCUCAGCGAGGCCGAGAGCUACGGGCUGUCAUGUGAGAUUGAGCCACUGUCCGAGUCAGCCAGCAACACGUUGAAGGCGAAGAAAAACACGGGCAUCAUCAAGCGCUGGAGCGACCGGCAGCCGCCGAGCACCGAGCCCUGCGCCAGCGGCAGCUCCCACUCGAAAUCCUUCGACCAGCUCAAGUGUGGGCAGUACCUGUGCAGUGGGGACACCACCGACUCGGUGAGCGUCACCUCCGCCGGCUCCAGCAGCUCCGACGUGGAGGAGAUCAACAUCAGCUUCAUCCCUGAGUCCCCCGACUGCCAGGAGAAGAAGGUCAGUGAGAUCCCUCUGGCCUCCCUUCCCCAGCGCUGGUACGCCCCGUCUGUGGCCGAUGGAGAAGCUAAACCCACUGUGUCCUCCGCAUCCCCUCUCCUCCCUGCCCUCCAGUUCUGGGAAUCCACCUCUCUGUCCUCCCUGGACACGUCGGGCAUUGGCUCGGGCUCCAGCAGUGCCUCGUCCUCCUCUGUCUCCUCCACGCCGGUCACAGCCUCCCGCACCCACAAGCGCUCGGUGUCGGGCAUCUCCAGCUACUCCUCCCUCUCGCUGCCCCUCUACAACCAGCAGGUCGACGACUGCUGCAUCAUCCGCGUCAGCCUGGCUGUGGACAACGGCAACAUGUACAAGAGCAUCCUGGUGACAAGCCAGGACAAGACCCCGGUGGUUAUUCGCAAGGCGAUGGCCAAACAUAACCUGGAUGGGGAUCGGCCUGAAGACUAUGAGCUCGUUCAGAUCAUCUCAGAGGAGAGAGAGCUGAAGAUCCCUGACAACGCCAACGUCUUCUACGCCAUGAACUCCGCUGCCAACUACGACUUCGUGCUGAAGAAGCGGGGCUUCUCCAAGGGCGUCAAGAUCAAGCACGGCUCCAGCUCCACCCUGCCCAGGAUGAAGCAGAAAGGCCUGAAGAUCGCCAAGGGCAUCUUCUAGCCUCAGCCCCACUGCCAGCCAUCACCGACGGGGCCUUGGGGACAGGCUGCUCCGGGCUUGGCCGUGCAUCUCCCUCCCGCACCGAGAGCCGGGGCACUUUGGCAACUGGCAUCGCCGCCGCCUCUCCGCACAAGCUCCCGUUUCAAUCAGGUGUCUUUUUUCUACCCAGGAAGGCAGCAGCAGGUGGGGAGGGGAAAUUACCUUGGUUUCAUUUGUUGUUUUGUUGGUGUUUUUUAACCUUCCACGGUGCGACGCCAGCCCAGGCGCCGGCCAGCCCCGAGCUGAGCCCGCCUCUGCCGUAGGUGCCUUGUGUCCGAGCGAGCCGGGGAGCGGUGACUCGCAGAGGGGCCCUUUGCCAGGAGCACAGCACGAGCCCUCACCCUGGGGCUGCAAAGCCUCCAGCUGGUGGGGUGCUCUCCUUCCCAGCUUUCCUGGUGUUGUUUUACCUCCACGUCCUUCCUCCCCGGGAUAACCGGCAUCGCCACUGCCGCACACCUCUGCUUGUCCUUCCCUUGGGAGGGGCUGUGGCUGCUCUGGGCUGGAAAGGCUGCAGCUCUGCGCCGGUGCUGGGAGCCCCAGGGAGGGAGGGGGCUGUGGCCGUGGUGGGAUGGAGCAGGCGCCUGGUGCUCUCCACAGCUGGAAGCCUGUGUGGUCUGGCUCCUCUCCCUGAUGCAGCACAUCCUCCAGCUGGGCUCGGACGGGCCCCUGUUCAAACUUGCACCAAAGAUCCAACGCCAGUGUCUGUUCUGCCGCCGGGGGAAGCUCUGGGCCGGCUCCCACGCCGACAGCCUGAGGAGGAGGAGCAGGAGAGCAGAUUUCUGUCUGACCUGUAAACAGAGACGUUUGCUAUGGGCGGGUGGGUGAGGAGCUGCAGAGCUCCGUGUGCCCGGCUGCCCCCGCCUGACCCGCAGGAAGUGCCACUCACCUUGGGCUUUAACCGGACCUUGUCAAACACUGACCCUGGGAGACGCAGCAAUGGGACUUCUUUUGUAUCAAAGUUUACUGUCUUUUUUUUUUUUUUCAAUAUUUAUUGGUUGUAAAUAGAAGAGAUGAACUUGUACAUUUUACUAACCCAGCCCCACCCCCUGCAGCCCAGUCCCUCUCCUCUCCCCACCCUGGUAUUUAAGGCUGCUGGGAGGGCCGUUGGCAGCUGCAGUGCUUUGCUGUGCUUGUGGGGUGCAGACCCCACAGCUGCCCUCUCCCUCAUUUCUCUACCACUAGUCACUGGAGCAGGGGCAGAGAGGCUCGUUAGAAUCACUGUAGGAAACGCUAACUGAAGGGGGACUUUUUUUAGCCUCUGGCUCCACCUCGUGGGGGUUUUUUUCAGCGCUUCCUUCCAGCACAUCUUUCCUGUUUCCCCAUCUGAGCUGUUGGGCGGGUGCAGCACCUUCCCAGCGCCAAGAGAGUAGCUGAGGCUGGUGGCAGGAGUGGGGCCGUGGGCCCCCAGCACCGGGGUGGGGGGAGCGGCUGUGGGUGGUGGCCAGAGCUGAGCUCUCCCAGCCCCUCGGGUGGCAUCGCCCGUCGCUGCAGAUGAUGGGAGCCCCUGGCUCCCUGACGCAGGGGCAGCCUCCUGCCCCCCCACCCUGCCCAAAGCUCAGCCUCUGCCCCUGGGCACCAGCACCCCAGGGUCUGCCCUCUGCUUCUGCUCCCCUUGGGCCAUGCUGGCCCCUACUGCUGUUACCCAGCAGCCCCAUCAUGCAAGGGACUGACUGUACCAUAUGUAUUUUGUACCACUUCAAUGAAGGAGCACACUGCCUAGUGUGACUUGUACACAGCAAUGUAAUUAGUCUUUGCAAUAAAAUACUGAUGCUCAGAA
This is a messenger RNA of Colius striatus (speckled mousebird), 4633 nucleotides long. It is a transcript of the gene RALGDS, whose product is annotated as ral guanine nucleotide dissociation stimulator. Lineage: Eukaryota; Metazoa; Chordata; Aves; Coliiformes; Coliidae. Gene Ontology annotation, cellular component: plasma membrane. Gene Ontology annotation, molecular function: guanyl-nucleotide exchange factor activity. The transcript is spliced from 18 exons. The record is from RefSeq and is a predicted model, not a curated record. Bases 265 to 2817 code for a protein of 850 amino acids. Gene Ontology annotation, biological process: Ras protein signal transduction; positive regulation of GTPase activity.